This is a messenger RNA of Cyprinus carpio (common carp), 1175 nucleotides long. RefSeq names its product RING finger protein 223-like. The record is from RefSeq and is a predicted model, not a curated record. Lineage: Eukaryota; Metazoa; Chordata; Actinopteri; Cypriniformes; Cyprinidae. Gene Ontology annotation, molecular function: ubiquitin protein ligase activity. Gene Ontology annotation, biological process: protein ubiquitination.
CAGGACAGACAGGUCUGGAGAAAGUCAGGCACUGAAAUACUUGUUUUGGGAACUUUUCAGCCAUAUUUGAAUCCAUCUACACAAAGAAGAAGCAAGCAUCUACAAGAUUAAAAGAAGAAUAUUGUCUUCCACUUUUAAGAUUUUCUUCUGAUCACACAACAGGAUGGAGGACCCAGAAGUAUCCACAGCAUCACGUACCAAUUCAAUACAGCACCAACACAUGGCACAAGUGGCCUCCGGUGAUGAUCAGGACAAUGCCUGGGAUGCCGGUCCAGAGUGUUCAAUCUGCUUUUGCGCGUACGACAACACCUUCAAAACACCAAAGCUUCUCGAAUGUACCCAUACCUUCUGUCUGGAAUGUCUGUCUCGCUUUGUGGCUAUUUCACCAGAGCAGGAAGGUACCCAGAUCAAAUGUCCUCUUUGUCGGCAACCAACGUCUGUGCCUGAGCAUGGUACACCGGAACUAGCCACUAGCCAGGAAGUUUUGGGCCAACUUCCUGGCGACCAGCAACAACUGGAGAAUGUUUUCCUAGAUGGAAAGAGGCUGUGCUACUCAAACCCAAUGAUCCCCAACUGCAUCUGCAUUGACAUUGGCGAGCAUAAAUCAGAGGAGACACCUACGAGAGAGGAGACAAGAGAGGGUUGUGGACACAGGCUGCUGCAAUUCUUGGGCUUUUAUGGGAACUGGAAGAGGCUUGUGGUCUUCAUCAUAGUGCUUCUUGUUGUCUUCUUCAUUAUACUGUGGCCUCUCCAGUGCUCUAUCUUCUCAAGCUCCAUGUCAGAAUGCUUCGGAGAAUCACCAGGUCUUCCAGCUACGCUCACUGAUUCCAGACCUACAGUGGGUACAUAAGACACACAGGUGGACACAACAAGUUUUUAUUCAAACCCAGAAACAGUUUGAAGUUCAUGAAUUGCAAAUGACAUCCAGGUUGGAUUGGCAUCAGUCUGAAAACAUGUCUGAUAAGCUGAAAACGUAGCCACAACCUUUACAGCUUCACAUCACAGGAAACCAGUAUUGGUUAAAGUUCUGCUUUCUCCUUUAAACUCAAUAUUUGUUUUGUCAUUUGCAUGAACUUUCAUUGCCAUAUCACAUACUUUCUAAAUGCCACUGUAAAUAUUUAAAAUUCUUCUCUGUGUCUAAAACAGAUGAACAAAAUAAACACUAGGGUAAAACA